Messenger RNA from Closterium sp. Naga37s-1, 1056 nucleotides. The record is from the annotation of a GenBank genome assembly. NCBI's taxonomy places the organism in Eukaryota, Viridiplantae, Streptophyta, Zygnematophyceae, Desmidiales, Closteriaceae.
GGUCGGGCCAUUGACUUUGACGUCUGGAUAGAUGACCUGCAGCUUUUCUUACAGUGCGACAGAGCAGACGGCCUCUCCCUCUUUGACCUCACUUCUGGUGCCUCCCCUGCCCCCGCUGCUGAUGCUGACGCCACUGUUCGCUCACAGUGGGCCACGCGCGAUGCUGCUGCACGUCUUGCUGUGCGUCGCCACCUGCCUACCUCUGAGCGUGCGCACUUUAGCCAGUACAAGAGUGCUCACACCUUGUACGACGCUGUAGUUGCGCGCUACUCCUCCCCUGCCACUGCUGCACUGAGCCGCCUCAUGCUACCGUACCUCUUCCCUGACCUUGCUGCCUUUCCCACAGUCGCUGACCUCAUUACGCACCUCCGCACUAGUGACACUCGCUACCGCGCUGCGCUUCCUGCUGAGUUCUGCGCCAAGAACCCCCCCCCCAUGUACAUCACCCUCUACUACAUAGUCACCCGGCUCCCUGACUCCCUUCGCGUAGUCAGGGACCACUUCCUCUCAGUUUGCCCCACCACUCUCACCGUUGACCUCCUCGAGCAGUCCCUCCUAGCAGCAGAGAAGAGCAUAGUCGCUGUAGGAGCCUCUCGUGGUGACCCUCGCACCCCCAUCUUUGAGGGGUGUUCCCCCUCCCCCCUUUUGCCAUCUGUUGCCUCUGCUGCUGCGGCCGACCUCGUUGGGCUUGAGUCGGUCGGUGCGGCGUCUACCCCUAGCGGGAGACGCCGCCCUGGCAAGGGCAAGGGGGGCAGGGGCACUGGAGGAGCUAGCGGGGGCGGUGGAGGCGGCGGUGGAGGCAGUGGAGGGGGUGGGGGUGGCGGUGGGGGUGGUGGUGGGGGUGGAGGUGUCGGUGGCGGCGGUGGAGGCGGAGGCGGCGGCGGCGGUGGCGGUGGGAGCGGAGGUAGCGGCGGUGGAGGAGGCGGCGGCGGAGGAGGUGGAGCUGGUCGGGGUGGCGCUGCGCAGAGGGUUGGCUCCGGUGGUGGUCAGCGCCAGCAGCAGCAGCAGCAGCAGCAGCGCACUCGUGACAUCCCCCCCCCCUCAGCAGCUCCGUGA